Messenger RNA from Eurypyga helias (sunbittern), 472 nucleotides. Its product is annotated as digestive cysteine proteinase 2-like. Gene Ontology annotation, biological process: immune response. The record is from RefSeq and is a predicted model, not a curated record. NCBI's taxonomy places the organism in Eukaryota, Metazoa, Chordata, Aves, Eurypygiformes, Eurypygidae. Gene Ontology annotation, cellular component: lysosome. Gene Ontology annotation, molecular function: cysteine-type endopeptidase activity.
CUUCGCUACGACAGGGGCGAUGGAGGGUGCCCUCUUCCUCAAGACCGGCGUGCUGACCCCCCUGUCCCAACAAGUCCUCAUCGACUGCUCCUGGGGCUUCGGGAAUUACGCCUGCGACGGGGGCGAGGAGUGGCGAGGCUAUGAAAAACACGGCGGCAUCGCCAGCACCGAGUCCUACGGCACCUACAAGGGGCAGAAUGGCUUGUGCCACUACAACCAGUCUGAGAUGCUGGCCAAGAUCACGGGCUACGUCAACGUCACCUCGGGCAACAUCACGGCGGUCAAAGCUGCCAUCUACAAGCACGGGCCUGUGGCCGUCAGCAUCGACGCCUCACACCGGACCUUCUCCUUCUACUCCAACGGCAUCUACUACGAGCCCAAGUGCGCGAACGAGCCGGGAGAGCUGGACCACGCGGUGCUGGCCGUGGGCUACGGAGUCCUGCAGGGAGAGACCUACUGGCUCCUCAAGAAU